AUGGAGUGUUCGGUUGGAAAAAUAAUUGGUGAAGUGUGUCAUAAAACCAAAAUUUUCGAUUUUGAGGGCAGCUUUUCGGAUGAAGACAAAGAUUUAUUACGUAUUCGCGUCGGACAGUCAAUAGAAAAUUUAUGCAUCUUCCAUAAGGACAGGUACCUUACCUAUUAUUCUACCUGGUUUGGAAAAUCCUGUUGCGAUUCCUUCAAAAGGCACAAAUCAAAAAUUAAAAAAUCUCCGUAUUCUUGGCAAUACCUUCUGCCAAACACAAAAAAUAUACAUUUAGUACCUGAACUGCCUAAAAAACUUAAAAAAUUCAUAGAUGGAGACAACGAAGAAGAUUGGCAAGAUAAUAAUGAUAGUAUUAUUAUUGAUGACAUUGAUGACGAUUUUAUUCCACUUCAAGAGCUUAAGAAAGAGGUAUCAGAAAUAUGCAAAUUUGACUCUGAAGAAGAGCCAGAUGAUGAUAAAAUGGGCCGAAAUUAUAUUAGUCCGGUGAAGGAAAUUAAAGAGACGAUUCCUACACUUGAUUAUGAAAAUAAAAUAAAUAUUAUAAGCUUAGCACCAAAAUCGUGGUCCCUUAAACGAGUUGCAAGUGAAUUUAAUAUUUUUGAAAAAACCGUGAGAACUGCUGGAAACCUGUCAAAAGAACAUGGCAUUUUUCCCAAAAGUCGUCAAAUAAAUUUAAAAGGCAGAACAUCUAUUUCAGAAGAAGUGCAUACUACAGUGCUUGAUUUUUAUCAACAAGAUGAUGUUAGUAGGCUUUGUCCAGGAGCAAAAGAAUUUACCUCUGUAAGGGAUGAAUCUGAAAAAAAAAGUCCAUAA
Molecule: messenger RNA, 822 nt
Organism: Brassicogethes aeneus
Lineage: Eukaryota; Metazoa; Arthropoda; Insecta; Coleoptera; Nitidulidae
Source: the annotation of a GenBank genome assembly